AUGGGUGACAGAGACCUUUCUAUGGGUCCUCGAGAAGGUGUAACCUAUCCUAUAAAGGUUCAAUAUUGUGGUAAUUGUUCUAUGCCGAUAGAAUACUGUGAAUAUUAUCCCGAAUACGAUAAAUGCAAGCAGUGGCUAGAAAAAAACCUGCCCACAGAAUUUGAAAAAGUAAAAAUUGAUGAAGAAGAGAAUGCUGGUGGGGAAGAAGAAAAGAAGCGCCAGAAGAGAGGUGGUAAAGGCAUGCUGAAAUCAAAGAAAAAGGAAGAUGUUCCCAAGCUAGUGCAGGUGUCUAGAGCUCCUCGUGGCAAGAAGAAAUCUGUUACCGUAGUAUCUGGACUGAGCACGUUCGACAUUGACUUAAAAGUAGCAGCAAAAUUCUUUGGCACAAAGUUUGCCUGUGGCUCUUCAGUUACUGGUGAUGAUGAGAUUGUAAUUCAGGGAGAUGUGAAAGAUGAUCUUUUUGAUAUAAUUCCUGAGAAAUGGCCUGAGAUUGAUGAAGAUAGUAUUGAAGACUUGGGAGAUCAAAAAAGAUAG
Messenger RNA from Spodoptera littoralis (African cotton leafworm), 534 nucleotides. The record is from the annotation of a GenBank genome assembly. NCBI's taxonomy places the organism in Eukaryota, Metazoa, Arthropoda, Insecta, Lepidoptera, Noctuidae.